UCUGGGUUCGCCUCUUUGCCUCUUCUCUCCUCGCACUUGAUGUUUCGUUUCGUGUUGACAAGCGUCCAUGCAUUGUUGCUCCGUAUUCCACCUGAGAAGACGGACGCAUCCGGCACGGAGAGAAUGUCAACAAACUCCCGCUGCAAACGGAAGUUCUGAGAGAAAGGACGGUCGACGUUGACGUGACCAAGAUCCUUGAGCCUUCCUAGUUUGUGCUUGAGGGCAUUCCACUCACCAUGGUGCGAUUCCAGAUCAUGUCCGAUUUGCACUUGGAGGCACCGUCCGCUUAUGAUGUCUUCUCGAUCACCCCCAAGUCUUCGUGCCUCGCUCUUCUCGGCGACAUCGGCAACAUCAAGGACAAGGGAUUCUUUCCAUUCCUCGAAGUACAGCUCAAGAAGUUUGAGCACGUCUUCUUCCUGCUCGGCAACCACGAACCGUACCACUCCAGCUUCGCAAAGGUCAGGGCGCAGAUCCAGGACUUCUCCGACAAGAUCGACCAGCGACGGUCGGCCAAGAAGGGCGACGACGGCCGGCUAGGCAAGUUGGUCUUCCUCGACCAGACCCGGUACGACCUGUCCUCCGAGGUCACGAUCCUGGGCUGCACGCUGUACUCGCAGGUGCUCUCCUCGCAGCACGACCGCGUGAGCUUCGGCCUCAACGACUUCUACCACAUCGAGGACUGGACGGUGGCCGACAUCUCGGCGCGCGAGCCGCACCGCAAAAUCGUCGUCUUCACCCACCACAGCCCGAGCACGGCCGAGGGCACUUCUGACCCGGCGCACAAGGCCAGCCCCAUCUCCUCCAGCUUCUCCACCGACCUGUCUAGGGAGGAGUGCUGGGUCAACCCGAGCGUGAAGCUCUGGGCGUUCGGCCACACGCAUUUCAACUGCAACCUCGAGGACCCGGCCACCAAGAAGAGACUGGUCAGCAACCAGCGCGGCUACUACUUUGCCCAGGCCACCGUGUUCGAUCCGGACCGGGUCUACGAGGUGAAGUAG
Messenger RNA from Cladophialophora immunda, 998 nucleotides. RefSeq lists its product as uncharacterized. Gene Ontology annotation, molecular function: hydrolase activity. The record is from RefSeq and is a predicted model, not a curated record. Lineage: Eukaryota; Fungi; Ascomycota; Eurotiomycetes; Chaetothyriales; Herpotrichiellaceae. Bases 237 to 998 code for a protein of 253 amino acids. The transcript is spliced from 3 exons.